Messenger RNA from Eucalyptus grandis, 1008 nucleotides. Its product is annotated as electron transfer flavoprotein subunit beta, mitochondrial. Gene Ontology annotation, molecular function: electron transfer activity. The transcript has 5 exons. The record is from RefSeq and is a predicted model, not a curated record. The coding region runs from base 107 to 862 and encodes 251 amino acids. Gene Ontology annotation, cellular component: cytosol. Lineage: Eukaryota; Viridiplantae; Streptophyta; Magnoliopsida; Myrtales; Myrtaceae.
UAAACUGUGCUCUUUGUUUAUACUGUGCUUGUCUCUUCCGAGUCAUCUCUUCCUUCCUUCCAAGUCUCUCUCUCUCUCUCGCCGGAGCGCCGCCGGAGGAGGACCCAUGAAGAUAAUGGUGGCCGUCAAGCGCGUGGUCGACUACGCCGUCAAAAUCCGAGUCAAACCCGACAAGACCGGCGUGGAGACCAAGAACGUGAAGAUGUCGAUGAACCCGUUCUGCGAGAUCGCGCUAGAGGAGGCGCUCCGGAUCAGGGAAUCCGGGCUGGCCUCGGAGGUCGUGGCCGUCAGCAUCGGGCCCGCCCAGUGCGUCGACACGCUGAGGACGGGGCUCGCGAUGGGCGCCGACCGAGGGAUCCACGUGGAGUCCCAGGACGGUCUGAACCCGCUGUCCGUCGCCAAGGUCUUGAGGGCGCUCGUGGAGGCCGAGAAGCCGGGGCUUUUCAUUCUUGGCAAGCAGGCCAUUGAUGAUGACUGCAAUCAAACAGGGCAAAUGCUUGCAGGGCUGCUGAAAUGGCCACAAGGAACCUUUGCUUCUAAGGUUACCCUGGACAAAGAAAAGCAAGUUGCGACUGUGGAUAGGGAAGUGGAUGGUGGCAUUGAGACUGUGCUUUUGGACUUGCCAGCAGUCAUUACCACUGACUUGAGACUGAACCAGCCAAGGUAUGCAACGCUCCCCAACAUCAUGAAAGCGAAAUCCAAGGUCAUAAAGAAGUACACCCCAGGAGAUUUGAAUGUCGAGAUGAAGUCUGAUUUGGAGGUCCUUCAAGUGACGGAACCACCCAAGAGGAAAGCGGGGGUCAUCAUCUCCUCCGUCGAUGAGCUAAUUGACAAGUUGAAGGACGAAGCUCGCGUCAUCUGAUUCCUUCUCAUAUGUCCAGUUUAACAGCUUCUGUAAUUAUUCUAGCCAAAUGGCAAACCCCUUCAUGAAAAGGGAUAUCGACAUGUAUGUCAUCUGUUCAUUGGAUGAUGGUUCCAGUUUAAUAAAGUUCAAUCUUUGACAUGGUC